CUAAGCAACCCGAGCGGGCUCUACUCAGUGUUUUCGAGCCCCCCACGCCUCCAGUGAGCCGCAAGCGACUUCCACCUGGGCCAGUCCGGCCUCCGCGUCCCGGGCCGGUCCCCGCACAGGGCGGAGCUGGCCCGGCCCGGAGCUCGCCCCGCCCCGCCUCGCCGUAAGCUGACCGUGUGGCGGCCGGGCGGGGGCCUGGCAGGGGAGAGAAGGGGAGGAGAAAGGAGAGGAGGAAAGUGGAGCCUGGCGGGCCGGAGGGAGGAAAGGAAGGGGCGGAGGCGAAGGGCAGAGUGUGCCGGCGCGCGGGGGAGCCUCGGCGCGGGGCGCGUCUAGGAGCCCAAGUCGCGGCCGCGGAGCGGAGCCAGCCCCUCCCCUGCCUAGAGCCGACCGCCAGGGCCGUCCCGAGCCGCGACACCCCAGGCGUCCCGGCCCGCCAGCCAGGGCAGCCGAGGCCCCGGGACUCGGCCGUGAGCGCUGCGGGAGGGAUGGUGGCGGCGGGGCGCGGGCCAGAGCGGGCGCCGUGAGCCGGAGCUGCGCGCGGGGCAUGCGGCUGCGGCCGCGGCCCCCAGCCCUCGGCCCCCGCGCUCCGGCCCCCGCCCGCCCGCACGCCCGCCCCCGCGGAGUGCAGCGCCCUCGCCGCCGCUGAGGCAGGCGCCCCACCAUGCCGCGGGCCCCAGCGCCGCUGUACGCCUGCCUCCUGGGGCUCUGCGCGCUCCUGCCCCGGCUCGCAGGUCUCAACAUAUGUGCUAGUGGAAGUGCCACCUCAUGUGAAGAAUGUCUGCUAAUCCACCCAAAAUGUGCCUGGUGCUCCAAAGAGGACUUUGGCAGCCCACGGUCAGUCAUCUCUCGGUGUGAUUUGAGGGCAAACCUUAUGAGAAAUGGUUGUGGAGGCCAGAUGGAGAGCCCAGCCAGCAGCUCCCGUGUCCUGCGGAGCCUGCCCCUCAGCAGCAAAGGUUCCGGCUCCGCAGGCUGGGAUGUCAUUCAGAUGACGCCGCAGGAGAUUGCCGUGAACCUCCGGCCGGGUGACAAGACCACCUUCCAGCUGCAGGUUCGCCAGGUGGAGGACUAUCCUGUGGACCUGUAUUACCUGAUGGACCUCUCCCUGUCCAUGAAGGAUGACUUGGACAAUAUCCGGAAUCUGGGCACCAAACUCGCAGAGGAGAUGAGGAAGCUCACCAGCAACUUCCGGUUGGGGUUCGGGUCUUUUGUCGAUAAGGACAUUUCUCCUUUCUCCUACACGGCACCGAGGUACCAGACCAAUCCAUGCAUUGGUUACAAGUUGUUUCCAAAUUGCGUCCCCUCCUUUGGGUUCCGCCAUCUGCUGCCUCUCACAGACAAAGUGGACAGCUUCAAUGAGGAAGUUCGGAAACAGAGGGUGUCCCGGAACCGAGAUGCCCCUGAGGGAGGCUUUGAUGCAGUACUCCAGGCUGCUGUCUGCAAGGAGAAGAUUGGCUGGCGAAAAGAUGCACUGCAUUUGCUGGUGUUCACAACAGACGAUGUGCCCCACAUCGCAUUGGAUGGAAAACUGGGAGGCCUGGUGCAGCCACACGAUGGCCAGUGCCACCUGAAUGAGGCCAACGAGUACACUGCAUCCAACCAGAUGGACUAUCCAUCCCUUGCCUUGCUUGGAGAGAAAUUGGCAGAUAACAACAUCAACCUCAUCUUUGCAGUGACGAAAAACCAUUAUAUGCUGUACAAGAAUUUUACAGCCCUGAUACCUGGCACAACGGUGGAGAUUUUAGACGGAGACUCCAAAAAUAUUAUUCAGCUGAUUAUUAAUGCAUAUAACAGUAUCCGGUCUAAAGUGGAGCUGUCGGUCUGGGAUCAGCCUGAGGAUCUUAAUCUCUUCUUCACUGCUACCUGCCAAGAUGGGGUAUCCUACCCUGGUCAGAGGAAGUGUGAGGGCCUGAAGAUUGGGGACACGGCAUCCUUUGAGGUGUCAGUGGAGGCCCGAAGCUGCCCCAGCAGACACAUGGAGCAUGUGUUCACCCUGCGGCCAGUGGGAUUCCGGGACAGCCUGGCAGUGGGGGUCACCUAUAACUGCACAUGUGGCUGUAGCGUGAAGCUGAAACCGAACAGCACCAGCUGCAGCGGGAGCGGAACCUAUGUCUGCGGCCUGUGUGAGUGCAACGCCGGCUACCUGGGCACCAGGUGCGAGUGCCAGGAUGGGGAGAACCAGAGCGUGUACCAGAACCUGUGCCGGGAGGCAGAGGGCAAGCCGCUGUGCAGCGGGCGUGGGGAGUGCAGCUGCAACCAGUGUUCCUGCUUCGAGAGUGAGUUCGGGAAGAUCUAUGGGACUUUCUGUGAGUGCGACAACUUCUCCUGUGCCAGGAACAAGGGAGUCCUCUGCUCAGGCCAUGGCGAGUGUCACUGCGGGGAAUGCAAGUGCCACGCAGGUUACAUCGGGGACAACUGUAACUGCUCGACAGACAUCAGCACAUGCCGGAACAAAGAUGGCCAGAUCUGCAGUGACCGCGGGCACUGUCUCUGUGGGCAGUGCCAGUGCACAGAGCCGGGGGCCUUUGGGGAGAUGUGUGAGAAGUGCCCCACCUGCCCGGAUGCAUGCAGCACCAAGAGAGAUUGCGUCGAGUGCCUGCUGCUCCACUCCGGAAAACCUGACAACCAGACCUGCCACAGCCUGUGCAGGGACGAGGUGAUCACGUGGGUGGACACCAUCGUGAAAGAUGACCAGGAGGCUGUGCUUUGUUUCUACAAAACCCCCAAGGACUGCGUCAUGAUGUUCACCUACGCGGAGCUCCCCAGUGGGAAGUCCAGCCUGACGGUUCUCAGGGAGCCAGAGUGCGGAAACACCCCCAACGCCAUGACCAUCCUCCUGGCUGUGGUUGGCAGCAUCCUCCUGGUUGGGCUUGCACUCCUGGCUAUCUGGAAGCUGCUUGUCACCAUCCAUGACCGGAGGGAGUUUGCAAAGUUCCAGAGCGAGCGAUCCAGGGCCCGCUAUGAAAUGGCUUCAAACCCACUGUACAGAAAGCCCAUCUCCACGCACACCGUAGACUUCACCUUCAACAAGUUCAACAAAUCCUACAAUGGCACUGUGGACUGAUGUUUCCUUCUCAGAGGGGCUGGAGGGAGGAACUCAUAAAAAAGUCAGACUGAAACGCCUUGCAUGGCUGCUCGACUUGAUCACAGCUGCCUAGGUAGGCGCCACAGAGAAGACCUUCUAGUGAGCCUGGGCCAGGAGGCCCCAUGGCCUGCACAGGAAGGUGCCUGGCCGUGUCACCUGGCUGCUAGACCACUGCCACUCCAGGCUGCAUCCCUCCGAGCUUGGGAUAAAGCAAGGGGACCUUGGCGCUCUCGGCUUUCCCUGCCACAUCCAGCUUGUUGUCCCAAUGAAAUACUGAGAUGCUGGGCUGCCUCUCCCUUCCAGGAGUGCCGGGCCCCUGGCCUGGCCAGACAAGAAGACUGUCAGGAAGGGUCAGAGUGUGUAAAACCAGCAUGCGGUUUGGCUUUUUUCACACUGAUCAUUUUUUUAUGAAAUAAAAAGAUCCUGCAUUUAUGGUGUAGUUCUGAGUCCUGAGACUGUUCUGCCUGUUGGCUGUGGCUUGCACACAGGUGUUGGUGAUGGGGCUGUUGAGAUGCCUGUCGAAGGUACUUCAUUUGCAAAUGUCCGUUUCUUCUCCUGUCUGUGUUUGUUUAGUGCUUUUGUAAUGAAAAGAAACAAGAUUGUUGGGGAUUGAAAGUAAAGAUUAAAACCAAAAUAAUUUGUGUUUGCCUGAUA
Callithrix jacchus (white-tufted-ear marmoset) is the source of this 3736-nucleotide messenger RNA. RefSeq names its product integrin subunit beta 5 (gene ITGB5). The record is from RefSeq and is a predicted model, not a curated record. NCBI's taxonomy places the organism in Eukaryota, Metazoa, Chordata, Mammalia, Primates, Cebidae. Gene Ontology annotation, molecular function: integrin binding. Gene Ontology annotation, cellular component: integrin complex; focal adhesion; cell surface. Gene Ontology annotation, biological process: cell-matrix adhesion; cell-cell adhesion; transforming growth factor beta receptor signaling pathway.